AUGUCGAAACAGGCAGAUCUCGUCCUCGACUCCAAGCUCGAGACAAUUUUUGACCAGGAUCGCCCGGGACAGACUGGACACGUUUUUGUCGAGGCAGACGCGGCCUUGCAGCGGCGGUCAGUCCGCCGGGUCGAAUGGUGGCAACGCCAGAGAUGCAUCGGCUCUGGUGGGUGCGGAACCGUCUACUUGGAACGAUGUAUCAGCGGCCAGCGCCAUGUCACUAUCAGGGCCGUCAAGACGAUCCCCUUGUCGGCAAGCCAGAAACGUAGCAAGCUCUAUGACAGAGAACUUGAGGCUACUUCAAAGUUCUCGCAGAAAAGAUAUGAGAUCUUCUUUGUUAAAUCUCUCGGCUGGUUCGAUCAUCAAGACUCUCUCGUCAUCGCCAUGGAGUAUAUGCAGUACGGCAGCCUCCAGGAUUACUUAUCCUAUGCCCCGCCGAUGAGCGAAGCCGAGGCGGCCGAAAUUUCCUCUCAGAUUCUCGAAGGCCUCUGGAAAAUGCACGACAGUCGCUUCGUCCAUCGAGAUAUCAAGCCAGCGGACAUCAUGGUGCAAUCGGGACCCCCAGCUUCAUGGUGGGUCAAGAUUGACGACUUUGGCAUCAGCAAGAGGGUGGAUUGGGCAUCCGAUACGACAUCCACAUCAGUCAAGGGACGCUCGCCUUCAUGGCCCCCGAGAUGUACGGCUCUAGGGCUGUAG
Molecule: messenger RNA, 696 nt
Organism: Lasiosphaeria miniovina
Lineage: Eukaryota; Fungi; Ascomycota; Sordariomycetes; Sordariales; Lasiosphaeriaceae
Product: kinase-like domain-containing protein
Exons: 3
Coding region: 1-696 (231 amino acids)
Biological process (GO): protein phosphorylation
Molecular function (GO): ATP binding; protein kinase activity
Source: RefSeq, a predicted model, not a curated record